Haliotis rufescens (red abalone) is the source of this 2249-nucleotide messenger RNA. Its product is annotated as QRFP-like peptide receptor. The transcript is spliced from 4 exons. The coding region runs from base 600 to 1775 and encodes 391 amino acids. Gene Ontology annotation, molecular function: G protein-coupled receptor activity. Gene Ontology annotation, biological process: G protein-coupled receptor signaling pathway. Lineage: Eukaryota; Metazoa; Mollusca; Gastropoda; Lepetellida; Haliotidae. Gene Ontology annotation, cellular component: plasma membrane. The record is from RefSeq and is a predicted model, not a curated record.
AUAUAUAUAUAUAUAUUCAAGGAUAGCCACCCACCAAUCACUGUAAAGUUACAACGAUGGCACUACAUGUUUGAGAGACGAGUGAACGUGUCUUACCCUACCUGCAACUCCCAGGAAGCUGACUGCAGUCGCGUCAUCGAUCUGUUGCCGACAACCACCCCGCCUGUCGCUCGCCUCUCCCUGGCUUCAGUCGGAUAAACAGGCCGCCGUGACGGACAGGACUUGCACACUCUCAGUCUGAAGAGUCUCAAAUAGAUGAUUGAUGGCGGUCGGGGCCCAUUACAGGAAUACCCUUCAAUCCUAGAAGUCACUUCCAGCACAGCGUGUGAAGAAGCAUCUCGCGGCUACAAGAAAAAUCAACUGAAGCGGAUUCUGAGUGUUUCUGUUGCGACAUCAGUUAAUUAGUGCCUACAGGCAGGCGUUCUGUGUCGACGUUUCCUGGAGUAUUUGUGUUGUAUUAAUAGACCGUUUUGUGCAAAGGUUGGGCCACCAUGGAGAAGAGAAUGAGCGGAUCUCAUACUGCAGGAAAUUGCCUGGUUGAUAUCCCAAUAAAUGUCUAGUAUGUACGACACUAAACAGGCAGCUUGUUCGAAAUACCGAUGAACGCUACAACGGCUGCUGCGACGUUUGGUGUCAUGGCGAAAAGUCAACUUCCGUUUGGAUUUAGUGAAUGGAAGAAGGGAGAUAACUGUUGUGAUUAUUCAAACACAAACCUGACAAGAAAUUCCUCGAGGAACCGGGACGAGUUGGAGCUACCCCCUUACGUGUACAUCUACGUGACGACGUUAAACGUACUCAUUUUUGUGGUGGGCAUUCUGGGAAAUGUGAUGGUGAUACAGGUGGUUGCCCGGAUGAAGGCGAUGCGCACGCAGAUGAACUUUUUUCUCAUGAGCCUCAGUGUGGCGGACCUGUUGGUUCUUGUGAUAUGCCAACCGUCAGCACUGUUGGAGUUCUAUGGCAAAGACCGCUGGCUCUUUGGAGAGGCAAUGUGUCGCCUUGUUCCAUUCCUAGAAAACGCCUCUCUCCAUUCGUCUGUUCUGACGUUACUGACAAUCGGCUUUGAACGUUACUACACAAUCUGUCACCCCCUGAAGGACCAGAACACGUGCCUUCUGACCAGCACUGGUGUGUUCGUCACGUGCAUCUGGGUGCUCGCCUACAUCCUGGCUCUACCCUUCGUCUUCCUCACAGUCCUGGAGGACGCCAAGUUCCAAGAUGGCUCCCAUGUGAAAGUGUGUCGAACCAAGAUGUCCGACACCCUGCCGAGGCUCUAUAUCGUGUUUAUAUUCUGUAUAUUUUUCAUCAUGCCUAUGUGUAUGUUAACUUAUAUGUACGCGUCUAUCAUUCAAAAGAUGUUCACACUUAACUCAGAAACGUCCCCAAGAGACUACGCCCAUACCAGAACGAUCAAAUCCCGGAAGCAGGUUGUGCGCAUGAUGGUUGCCAUAGUGAUCCUGUUUUUUGUGUCACUUCUUCCGGUUCGAAUAUUCGGACUUUGGAUCGUGUUUACACCCCCGGAAAGGGUCGAGGAACUGGGAUUUGAGUUUUACCAAAACAUGCUUUCAACAACGACCAUCCUUGGUUACAUCAACAGUGCAGGAAACCCAAUCAUAUAUGGACUUGUGUCCUCAAAGUUCAGGAAUGCAUUUAAGCAUUCGGUGAUAAAAUGUUUGCCUCGGGGGGAUGGGCGAAGCUCUUAUACCCCGAGAAGCACUCCACGCCAAGCCGACCAAGCCGUCCCUAUGUGCCCUGUCGAAAAUGGCCGAAAGGUGUAGUUCUAUAAAAUACAUUUGACCUUGACCUUGACCUCCAAUGGUCAAGAAUGAAUGUGGACAACGUGUGAUGUAUUCCUGUGAGAUCAGAUAAGUAAAACAAUGUGAUAGGACAGUGUUUUAAGGCGCAAAUAGGAAUGAUGACAAUAUUCGUAGAUACAGUAAAGGCAUGAGAAAGGUGAAAUCAAUCUAUAAAAUGGUAUUUGACAUCCGCUGAAACUUUUGAAAGGAGUAAACAUGUCAUAUACACAAAUAUGUAUUCAGUAAAUGUCAACAUAAAAUGUAUAAUGCGAUUAGCUUGCCUUUUUGAGGGGUUUUCAAACAAACGAUAUGCAGCUUUAAUCAAUUGCAUUGAUAUGUUAUGUUAUUGAAAUCACUGGGCGCAAAUCAUAUUGUGUUGAUAUUGAUAUUAUGAUGUUGUAACCAUAGCGACUGUGUCUCAAUUGUUUAAAUGGAUACAAGUGACCUUUCCUGAGA